AUGCUUAAGAAAAAAUUUAUGUUUAAUGAGUUUGAAAUUUGUUUCAUUUGUAUGGAAUCAUUUACAGAAUCAUCUAUACCAUUAUGUAAUCAUCGUAUUUGUCAAAAAUGUUCACUUCGCUUGCGAGCACUGUAUAAUAAUAUGAAUUGUGCUUAUUGUAAAACAUUUCAGCCUAAUGUUAUUUUUAGUAAGGGAUUAAUGAAUUAUAAUGAUUUCGAAUUAGAAAAGUUAUCAUAUAAAAAUGAUAAACUUGGGAUAUUUUUCGAAUCUUCGCAAUUAAUGGAAAAGGUUCUAUCUCUUUUAGAUUUUAGUUGUCCUGAAUUUGAUUGCAAUAUUGUAUGUAAUGAUUGGCAAGAUUUAAAAAAACACGCUAAAAAAAUUCAUGAAAAAUAUUUAUGUGAUCUUUGUGUUCAAAAUAAAAAAGUAUUUGUACAUGAGCAUAUAUUGUUUUCCAAGCAUGAUUUAGUAGCACAUAUUAAAAAAGGUGACUUUGGAAAUAAUAGGAAUAAAACAGGUUUUAAAGGACAUCCUGAUUGUGGUUUUUGUAAAAGAAACUUUUAUGAUGACGAUGAUCUUUAUAAACAUUGUCAGGAGUUUCAUGAACGAUGUCAUGUGUGCGAUCAGAUGGCUGGUCAAUUAAAACAUCAAUAUUAUUUGAAUUAUGAUUCUUUAGAGCAGCAUUUUCGAAGAGAUCAUUAUAUAUGUUUGGAAGUUGAAUGUCUUGAAAAAAAAUUUGUUGUUUUUGGUACAGAAUUUGAUCUUAAAGCACAUCAAUUAGAAGUACAUAAAAAUAAUUUAUCUUCAAAAGCCCUAAAGGGGGCUAGAAAGAUUCCUAUGUCUCUUAUAUUUGAUUGUCCUAAGAAUUUUAGGAAUGCAAAAGGGAAAAAUGUUGAUACUUCAAAUGAAUUACAGAAUUAUAAUGAGCAUAUGACAAGGGCUGAAAGAGCUUUAAAGAGACAAGAAGAAAAUGCAUUACGUAAAUUAAAGGAUUCUGGUACAUUUUUAGGUGAUACGGUAUCAACUAAUUCUUCUAUUCAAUCUAUAGUUGCUGGGCCAAGUAAUAGUCAUUUAUAUAAUUGUUCUGUGUUGGAUAAUUUAAAAGAUGAGGAAUUUCCUGAACUGGGUGAAUUAUCUCUUUUAAAUAAAAACAAUCUUAAUAACAUAUUUUUGUCUAGUUCUUUUAAUUAUGAUUCUAAAAUUGUUAGUCAAUAUUCUGUUGUAUUGAAUAAUAUAUCGGGUUUGUUUAAUGAUGCUGAAAAAACUAAACACUUUUGGUUUGGCAUUUCAGAAUUUUCUAAUUCUUCUAUAACUGCUACUCAAUUUGUGGAGUUUUUAUGGUUUUUAUUUAAUGAGAGGCUAGAAGAAAUAGGCAAAGUAUUGUCUCAGAUUGUUAAUCUUAUUCACAAUGAUGAUAAGAAAAAAGAGCUUUUUAUUGCAUGGAAUGAUUGGAAAAUUAAAAAUCAGACAGGAAAAACAUCAACAAAAAUAACAAAUGGUUCAUAUAUUGGCAGAAAUAAUUCCGAAACUUUCUUGGGAAGUUCUUAUACAGUAAAUUUUCCAUCUCUUUGUAGUAUUGAAAAAAAGCCUACUCAAUGUUUUCAUACAAAAAAUAUUUCCAAGUCUCGGAAUGUUUGGGAUUUUGUAGAUAAAAAAAAUAUUGUAGCUGAAAAGGAAAAAACAGAAUUAAAAAUGAAAGGUAGAAAGAAAAAUAAAAAAGGCACAGUUAUUUUUCAUGUAGGUUAG
Molecule: messenger RNA, 1743 nt
Organism: Pneumocystis murina B123
Lineage: Eukaryota; Fungi; Ascomycota; Pneumocystomycetes; Pneumocystales; Pneumocystaceae
Exons: 8
Coding region: 1-1743 (580 amino acids)
Biological process (GO): rescue of stalled cytosolic ribosome; protein ubiquitination
Molecular function (GO): ubiquitin protein ligase activity; ribosome binding
Source: RefSeq, a predicted model, not a curated record